CGACAACAUAGUAUAGUAUGGAAGCCUUUCUUCUUGGACAAGUCAAGAGCAAGCCCAAGGCAAGCAGCAAAGCUGGGAAAGAGGUAUCAAGCAAGCCCAACAGACAAGUUCCCUGGGUGGAGAAAUACCGCCCCAAGGUAGUGGACGAUGUAGCACAUCAAGAGGAGGUGGUUGCAGUGCUCAAGAAAAGCUUGCAGGGUGCCGAGCUACCCAACCUGCUGUUCUAUGGGCCCCCAGGCACUGGCAAAACCUCCACCAUCUUGGCAGUUGCUAGAGAGUUGUUUGGUCCUGAGCUGAUGAAGAGUAAAGUGCUGGAGUUGAAUGCAUCAGAUGAGAGAGGUAUUCAGGUGGUCAGAGAGAAGGUCAAGAACUUUGCGAUGCAAGCCGUUGGUAAUUCCUCAUUCAAUGGGAAGAUGUGUCCACCAUUCAAGAUCAUCAUCCUUGAUGAAGCAGAUUCUAUGACAACCAGUGCACAGGCGGCCCUGCGUAGAACUAUGGAGAAGGAAACCAAAACAACACGAUUUUGUCUCAUUUGCAACUACAUCAGCAGGAUCAUUGAACCCUUGACCUCUCGCUGCUCCAAGUUUCGCUUCAAGCCUCUAAGUUCAGACAUCUUGACCUCCCGUCUCCAGGUAAUAGCGGAGGGGGAGGGGCUUCACCUCUCUCCAGGGGUGGUGGCUGAGAUUGUGCGUGUAUCUGGUGGGGACAUGAGGAAGGCCAUCACCUACCUUCAGAGUGCUGCUAGACUGAGAGGGGAGGACACAGUCACAGAGGAGGAUAUCAGAGAAAUUUCUGGAUGUAUUCCAGAGGAGAUGCUUGAUGGCUUGUUAGCUACCUGUCACAAGGACUCUCACGAGAAGCUUGAAUUGUUUGUCAAGGAUCUAUUGUUGGAUGGAUACUCCGCCUCACAAGCCCUGGAGCAACUACAUGACAAGGUGGUUGUCAUGCCAACCCUGACAGACAAGCAGAAGUCCGUCAUCUCAGAGAGAAUGGCCUUGGUGGGGCGAAGGCUGAUGGACGGAGGGGACGAGUACCUCCAACUAAUGGACCUCGCUACUGUAAUCAUGCAUCAGUUUUGUCAUGUUCAAUAAUCCAUAGUACGAUACGUGAUUCUAAAAAUUAACAAUUAUAAUUUGGCAGGUAAUAAUAAUUAAUUUUAUAUUAAUGAAUACCAUUAUAAA
Halichondria panicea is the source of this 1181-nucleotide messenger RNA. RefSeq names its product replication factor C subunit 4-like. Gene Ontology annotation, cellular component: nucleus; DNA replication factor C complex. Gene Ontology annotation, biological process: DNA-templated DNA replication; DNA repair. Gene Ontology annotation, molecular function: DNA binding; ATP hydrolysis activity; DNA clamp loader activity. The record is from RefSeq and is a predicted model, not a curated record. Lineage: Eukaryota; Metazoa; Porifera; Demospongiae; Suberitida; Halichondriidae. The coding region runs from base 18 to 1091 and encodes 357 amino acids. The transcript is spliced from 12 exons.